This is a messenger RNA of Abrus precatorius (Indian licorice), 1488 nucleotides long. RefSeq lists its product as uncharacterized. Gene Ontology annotation, molecular function: protein binding. NCBI's taxonomy places the organism in Eukaryota, Viridiplantae, Streptophyta, Magnoliopsida, Fabales, Fabaceae. The record is from RefSeq and is a predicted model, not a curated record.
CUUAUCCAACAAUAAACGAAACGGUUGUGUUGUUCUACCUUUGGAGUGAAAACUCGCAUGGCUUCUUUACAGCCUCAAUGGUACUCAUCGUUGCGCGUGGCAUCCACGGCAAAACCUGCUCCGUUUUCCUCAUUGAACGUGGGAAUGGCUUCAACAACGUACAAGCCUGCGAAGGUGUGUUAUGCUGUGAGUCCUGAUAGUGCUGAAUCUGAAUCUGAACCCUCCGCUCCAAACGCUGAAACGGGUCCUGUGAAGCUCGCGUUUAACAAGGCCAAAGCAUAUAAAAACUCCAUUAAGCAAAGCGCUUCUGAUGAUGGAAAUUCAAUUGAACAAGCAAGUGUUGUUGAUGAUGAUGAUGAGAGACCAAAGGACUUGCCAGCUUCUGUGAAAAUUGCCAAGGAAAAGGCCAAAAAGUAUAAGCAGAAUAAAGGCCUUGUUAGUCAAACACCCCAAGAAAUGCAGGGUGGGAGUGAGAGGACUUCAGGCGAGAAUGUUACAGGAAGUAAUACUGUUGGUGGUGGUAAGAAGGGAGAACUAUCAGUUUCAAGAAUGGAUUUUGUGGGGCUUGAUUUUGCUGAUAAGAAGACAACUAGGGGAUUGCCACCUGGAUUGGUUCCUAUUUCAGACCCUUUCUUUGAUGGUGACUUGCCUGAGGUUGAGCUUAUUGUUGGAGACACAAGCAAGUUUGAUGCUGAAACAGCUCCAAAACCUGAACAAGCUAAGGAAGACAAUGCAGAACUCUACAAGCCAAAAGUUUCUACCUGGGGUGUCUUUCCUAGACCUAGCAAUAUUUCAAAAACAUUUGGUGGUGGAAGAGUCAUACGUCCUGGAGAGGUUCUAGAGACUGAAGAAGAAAAGGCUGUUAAAGAAACACGUACAAAGAAGCUGCUUGCCGCCUACCAGAAGCAACUUGGAUUAAAUAUUGACCCAAAGCUAAAAUCUGAGUGCGAGAAGGUAUUGAAAGAUGGUGACUCAUUAAUGAAUGCCGGAAAGCUGAAGGAAGCAUUGCCCUACUAUGAGAAGGUUAUGGAUAAAUUAACCUUCCAGAGUGAGCUCCAUGGAUUAGCUGCUUUGCAGUGGUCAAUUUGUCAAGACUCCCUCAGUAGGUCGAGUGAGGCUCGAAGUAUGUAUGAGAAGCUUCAGUCUCACCCAAAUGCUAAAGUAAGCAAGAAAGCAAGACAGUUUAUGUACAGCUUUAAGGCUAUGGAAAUGAUGAAGGUAACGACAGGAUCUCCACUUUAUUUAAAGAACUCAGACUACCAGAAUUAUUUUGAUGCAUUCAUAGAAAAUAAAUCCAACUAUCCCACAGAAGAUGGCGCGGUUCGAAAGUGCAAUCAACCAAGUGUUGCCGUAUAUACUUUUUCUCGUUUCUCCUAUUUUUGUGGUACUACUCAUAGCUGUGCAGAAAAUAAUAUGAAUCUCUUUCUUUUGUUUCUGUACAAGUCCAAUUUAUUUUAGAGUUAUAUUAUUCUUACAUAAAUUUUAUAC